UCAGGCGCCUCCGACAUGAAGGUUCUGUUGUUGUUGACGUGCGCGGCCGCAGCGGUGGCGGUGGCGGCGGGUGGCGCGGUGGCGUGGCCCGGUGCUGCGCACGUCGCUUACGCGGCGCCUGCGCACCUUGUCAGGACCGUCGUCCCAGCGCAUACGAAGACGGUUGCCUACUCCACCACGCAGUACAUUAACAACUUGCCUGACUCGUACCAUGUGGGAGUACAACCUAACUUCGAGUACCAGGUACCACAGUUGAAUCAGUUCGCUUCAAUUCAGCCAGCGUACUACCCCGUCAGUGGUGGAUACUUCCCGGCCGAAAGCAUCUUCUACCCAUCUAUAAAUCCUAUUGCACCUGGAAUUCCCGUGGGUAGCAUUCCUAGUUUUCCUGCUGGCAUUCCUAGUUUCCCUGCUGGCAUUCCAGCGGGACAAGCCCCUAGUGCUCCCGCCUAUCCCGAGAAUCCUGCAGGAGACGCUGACACAGCAGUAGUAGACUCUGCUGACGCACCACAACAAGAACAACAAACACAACAACAGCAACAACCGCAACAACAGCAAGACCAGCAGCCGGUUGACAGCCCCGCUCCAUCCCAACCUUCAGCACCUCAGCAACCGCCGUCUAGCACGUUCCCUAGCUUCCCUCAAAUCCAGUUCCCACAGUUACCAGAAGGCGUGCCGUCUUUCCCCCAGUUUCCCCAAGGAUCGCUACCGCAAUUCCCCCAGUUUCCUUCUAACCCACUUUUCCCACAGAAUCCCGCCCCCACGCAGCCUCCCAACUCCCCUUCCCCUGCGCCACCAUCAAGCUUCCCAGGUUUUGGCAACGAAGACAGGGGCCUAAAUGACGAAGACACGAUAUCUGUCGAAUCUGCAUAAACUGUUAUUGAAUUUAAUAAGUAUUAAAAAUAGCGAAAUUUUUA
Messenger RNA from Ostrinia nubilalis (European corn borer), 914 nucleotides. RefSeq lists its product as uncharacterized. Bases 16 to 870 code for a protein of 284 amino acids. The transcript has 3 exons. The record is from RefSeq and is a predicted model, not a curated record. NCBI's taxonomy places the organism in Eukaryota, Metazoa, Arthropoda, Insecta, Lepidoptera, Crambidae.